AGGUGUAGUUCUUGUGUUACCCUUCCAGUACCGCAGAGAGAGCCGGUACCGGAGGUUCUCUCUCUCUCUAAAGAGCACAGUACCGUGCGAGCUCGGUAGCGAAUGUGACUGUUGCAGCCUCGUCCCUUAUAGUAGACUACGUUACCCAGAAUCCUUCGCUCUUACGUCGGAAAGACUCUGCGGUGAAAACCAAAAGAGAGGAAGUGAAGACAAGUCGCGUGGUUCUCUGUGUACAUCCAUGGCUACUCCGUUCCUCUGAUGGCUGGUCGACUCCUCAAAGUCUCCUCUUUGGCCACAGCAGUGUUUGCCUCCUCUGGGUUUUACCUCUACAACAGACAGCUGAACCUCAAUGACCUGAGUGUCGUCCGCUUUGGACGAACCGCAGCCACAACGGCCGUCAUCAGUUUCGACUAUCUGACUGCUUUCAACCAUGUGGAGUACGGCUCGGAGGAGUACUGGGCACUCAGGUCCAAGGUGCAUCUGCGGUCAGCGGAGCGUCUUCGAGACUUGUGCUGUGCCAACCGGGGUACUUUCAUCAAGGUGGGCCAGCACCUCGGCGCUCUGGGCUACCUGCUGCCUGAGGAGUACACAUCCACGCUGCAGGUGCUCCACAGCCAAGCUCCUCAAAGCAGCAUAGAGGAGAUCCAGCAGGUCAUCAGAGAAGACCUCAGAAAGGAGGUGUCAGAGUUAUUUGUCUCCUUUGAGGAGAAGCCUCAGGGUGCAGCCUCCUUAGCCCAGGUCCACAAGGCAGUGCUGCAUGAUGGGAGGACAGUGGCCAUCAAGGUCCAACACCCCAAAGUCCAGGGCCAGAGCUCGAGGGACAUAGUGGUGAUGGAGGCGAUGUUGAGAGCGGUCCAUUGGGUCUUCCCAGACUUCGGCUUCAUGUGGUUGGUGGAAGAGGCUAAGAAGAACAUGCCGCUAGAGCUGGACUUCCUUAACGAAGGACACAAUGCUGAGAAAGUGGCCGACAUGCUGGGCCACUUCCCCUUUCUCAAGGUUCCAAUGAUCCAUUGGGAGCUGUCCACAAAGAGGAUCCUGACCAUGGAGUUUCUUGAGGGGGGGCAGGUCAACGACAGGGACUACAUGAAGAAACACGGCAUCAACGUCAACGAGAUCUCGGAGAACCUGGGAAAGAUGUACAGUGAAAUGAUCUUCGUCCACGGCUUCGUUCACUGCGACCCGCACCCGGGCAACGUGUUGGUCCGAAAGUGUCCCCGCAGCAAGAAGACGGAGAUCGCCCUGCUCGAUCACGGCCUUUAUCAGGUCCUGCAGCCAGACUUCAGGUUGAACUACUGUCGGCUGUGGCAGGCUCUGAUUAAUGGUGACAUGUCUGGGGUGGAGCGUUACAGCCUCAGACUGGGAGCUGGAGACCUGUACCCGCUGUUCGCCUGCGUGCUCACCGCUCGGUCCUGGGCCGCCGUCAACGCCGGCAUCGGUUCUGUGCCCGUCACACGCUCUGAGGACGUUGAGAUACGGACCAACGCAGCGCUAUACCUUCCCCAGAUCAGCCAGCUGUUGAAUCGAGUGCCCCGGCAGAUGCUGCUGCUGCUGAAGACCAAUGACCUACUGAGGGGCAUCGAGACCACCUUACAGACCAGAGCCUCUUCCUCGUCCUUCAUCAACAUGUCCCGCUGCUGCAUACGGGCCAUGGCCAGGCACAAGAGGAGUACGGCUCAGUCCAGGAGGAAGCAUCUACAGAUCACACUGGCAGAGUGGCUCGGCCUGUGGAGACUCAACAUGUAUGAACUGGCAAUGUGGCUGAAGAGCUCCACGUUGGGACAUUGGCUCACUGCUCUGCUGGGGUUCCUGCAUUGAGACACCUGUGGACACAUCUGGACAUCCCACUGGGACAUUAACAACAUGCUGGAACUGUUGGCUCUCAAGGGGACUUAUAAUACACUGCAUGUUAACAGUCUGAAUAAUGUGCUCUCACACACACACACACACAUACACACUUAUGUUAAUGAUACAAGCUGUACCUCUAUGGACAGAUACAAGGACACAACAUACUGAUGUGUCUUUGUGUCAGUCGGCAGUAUUGAGAUAUUCUUUUUUAUUGUAUUUCAUUUACUCAAGAUAAAUGCUAUUUGUUUUACUCUCAUUUACCAUAAACUUGAAAUUGACAUGGACAAUUGUCUUGUGUAUAAUUAUGUACGGUACAUUACCUGUGCUCACUGAGUGUAUGUGGAGAUGCUGCAGAGAAGUACUGGGCGGAUAAAGUUAGUUAGUUUGUCAAGAAAUAGUUCCAUACUCUUGUUCGUUUGUGUCAAAGCUCUGAUUUAUUUUUAAUUUAUAUUUGCUGUAGUAGAAAAUGACCUGUAGUCCUUGUUAAGAUGGUGACACGCUAUACCAUUUCUAUUGUCUUAUUUCAUCCAUCCACUUCCUGUGAGCUGGAAUACACACGCGGAACAAAACUGUUUGGAAUGUUUCAUCAUUUCAUAGUGAAUCAAUUAAAAGGAUGCAAAAAAA
Molecule: messenger RNA, 2469 nt
Organism: Sebastes umbrosus (honeycomb rockfish)
Lineage: Eukaryota; Metazoa; Chordata; Actinopteri; Perciformes; Sebastidae
Gene: adck1
Product: aarF domain containing kinase 1
Exons: 11
Coding region: 259-1815 (518 amino acids)
Biological process (GO): lipid homeostasis; mitochondrion organization
Cellular component (GO): mitochondrial inner membrane
Source: RefSeq, a predicted model, not a curated record